UUCCGUAAUCACUGACAAUAAAAAGCUAACGGUACCGACCAAUCUCUCUCAAUCUCCUUCAUCCUGGAGAUUUUGGCUCUCUCACACUCUCUCUGUCUCAGCAACUCCCUUUUCCUUUUUCCAAUUUCCGAAGCAAAAUAUAAACCAAAACUGCAUUAUAAUCAUGCUUUCAACUAUUAAAUGGCACGGACGAGGAAAAGGCUAUGACCCACUUCUGUUUUCUGCUAUCCCAAAGCCCGAACCCAGGAAGAAAACUGAAGUGAUCAAGGUAAAUAUAUCAACCCCAUCAGAGUCGAAUGCAAAGAAAGCAAAUUUAUCAGCUGCAAGGAAACAGAGAAUUAAGCUACCAAGCUAUGAUGAUGGCUCUGGGGGCAAGCCGCUUCAUAUUAGUGAAUUUCUAAGACACCCUUCUGGAAUUCAAGCAAUGCUAAACACAAGCGCCUUGCAAGAUUUUCAAGCUCUCGACACUAACACUUACAGGUGCUCUCUUCCAAAAGUUCAACUUUUAAAUUUUGAAGCAGCCCCUGUGCUGGACUUACAAGUGACCCAGACAAAUGAAGAUUGCAAGGUCGAGAUGCUUUCUUGCAAGUUUGAGGGUUCAGAGAUCAUGGAACGCCAAAACAACCAUUUUUCAGCAUUUAUGAUGAAUCACAUGAAAUGGGAGACAAAUGAUUUUGAGUCGUUUUUGGAGAUUGACGUGAAGUUGAAUCUCACUCUUGAGAUUUACACACGCCCGUUUACCAUGAUGCCUAUAUCAGCUAUUGAGCGUCCUGGAAAUUUAAUGAUGCAAGCUCUGGUGGAUAGGCUCGUACCAUUGCUUCUGCAGCAACUACUACAAGAUUAUGACAGAUGGGUUCAUCAGCAAUUGGAUCAUUUCCAUGAACUUUGUCCUUGACCUCUAUGUGUACAAGUUCUCAUGACAUACGGCCUCUGGCUUUGGAUAAGAGAGGUCAGAGUAAUGGAACAGUAAAUUAUUCCAAAGCAUUCUAUCACCAGUGGGAAGAUUUAAAACCCUCGGCGAACCCAGUUGUAGGGAUGGUGCGGGAGACAUUGAGUCACAAAGUGUAUCAGACAGUCUUUGAUCAAUAUGAUUUGACGUGAAAAAAAAUCAACAUUCUUUGGCAAAUGACAUACGCAUUUUCUUUGAACACGAGUCAUAGUAUAUUGUACAGGAACAGCCUUCUCUAAUGUGAUUAUUUGCUUCA
Molecule: messenger RNA, 1205 nt
Organism: Alnus glutinosa
Lineage: Eukaryota; Viridiplantae; Streptophyta; Magnoliopsida; Fagales; Betulaceae
Exons: 9
Coding region: 164-895 (243 amino acids)
Source: RefSeq, a predicted model, not a curated record